AUUUGGUCGUUCGGGAUGUUCGUAGGCGGACGCUUUUGAAUUGUUCCUAAUCCGGUUAAGAUGGAGAAAGAAAUGGGUUUGAGUCUUGCUGCCUCACUCGCACUUUGCUCUGCGUGUCUGUGAAGAAGCACGAUGGCGCUUCUGGUCGUGCCGUUGCUCCUGCAAACGGGGUUGGUUUUGGGCUCGAAUUACGGUUAUGUGGACUGGUCAGAGGAUGACAGAGACGAGAGGAAUCCAGCCAUCUUCAGCACCCAAAACAUCCACAGGGAGCCGCCUCUCCAGCCGACUUAUUUCUCCGUGCCAGCUGUCACCGAGCGCGCGGUGGUGGCGCACAAAAUCGAGGAGGAUCUUCCGAGGGUGGUGACCGCGUUCCUGCACACCGGAGACUCCUCAGCCUUGAAGGAGGUGAACUGUUCGCGGAGGUACGAACUGAGGAGCCUGCGAGGCGGCCUGCAUGUCGCCUCCCAUUACUCCCUGCACAGCAUCCUGGACACUGUUGCGCACGCCACAAACUUCCUGAAUAUGAUCCUGCAGACUAAUAAGUCCCGGGAGCAAACCCUCCGCAGGGACAUCCACUGGUACCACGCGCUAGUUCAGAGCAUCCUCGAAGGGGACCCCAAAAUCCACAGAGCGGUGCUGACCUUCCACACUGAUGCGCCGACGCCGGGUCCCCACGUUUUCCUCCAGGCGACCAGAACCGAGAAGGAGGUGGUGCUGCAGGACCUGUCCACCUCUGUCCACCGCCACCUGGCGAGCAGGCGCCCGGAGGCCGAGUGGUUUAAUGAGUUCAGGGACGGGAAGAGACCGCAUUUGUUCAGAGGGACCCCACAUGGCCCAGAGGCCGCGAGCUCCAAGAGAAGUUACCUUUUGGAGAAAAAGCAGAUCAAAUGGUCUGCGCCCUACCUGGAGUGUGAGCACGGCGCGUUCGUGCCCUACUGGCUGCUCACCUUAUCUGCUGGAUUCUACGGACUCAAGGGAGAGUCUGCUGCAGAGUUCAGGGGCGUGGUCCGUGUGGACGUGAACCUGCAGGACGUGGACAUUGACCAGUGCUCCAACAGCGGCUGGUUUGCUGGGACACACCGCUGUAAUCUCACCAGUAUGGAAUGCACGCCCAUCGUCGGCCAUGGAUUUGUGUUGGACAAGUACAAGUGCCAGUGCAGAAGAGGCUUCUACCAUCCCAGCCGAGUGCCACUCAGUGGCUUUAAAAGUAAAGAGCUCAACCUAAACAAAGAGGAGGCCCCCGAGGUGUCCAACAAAUGCCUGCCAUGCAGGCAGGGCUGUGUCUACUGCCAGGACGACACACCGUGUCUGGUCCAGGAAGAUGGGAUUUUGCGGUUUGCUGUGGUCUCCUUCCAGGGCCUCUGCAUGGUGCUGGACAUGGCCGCCAUGGUAGCAGUCUACCACUUAAGGAGGAACAAGAGCGUCCGCACAUCUGGCCUCAUGUUGCUGGAGGUCAUCUUGUUUGGAGCUUUGCUUCUGUAUUUUCCCGUGAUGAUCCUGUAUUUCCCUCCCAGUGUGUUUUGCUGUAUCCUUCUGAGGUGGGUUCGCCUGUUGGGUUUCACCAUCAUGUAUGGCACCGUCAUCCUCAAGCUGUACAGGGUCUUAAAGGUUUUUCUGUCCCGUACGGCUCAAAGGACCCCUUACAUGACCAGCUGGCGGGUCCUGCGGAUGCUGGCAGUUAUUCUACUGGUGAUACUGUGGUUCCUGGUAGCCUGGACCUCAGCUGUAUGCCAGAACCCUGAGCUGAUUCAGGCUUUAAUCUCUGCGGGCCACACCCCAGAGGGACUGCAGUUCAGCACGUGUUUGCUGGACCGAUGGGACUACAUGAUGGCUGUUGCGGAAUUCCUGUUCCUGCUGUGGGGCGUGUACCUGUGCUACGCUGUCCGCACCAUACCCUCGGCUUUCCAUGAGCCACGUUAUAUGGCUGUGGCCAUCUACAAUGAGCUUCUCAUAUCAGCCAUCUUUCACAUCAUCAGGUUCUGCCUGGUGCCUGGGCUCCAUCCCGACUGGAUGCUCAUGUUAUUCUUUGUUCACACCCAUCUGACUGUGACUGUGACUCUGGGGCUGCUGCUCGUUCCAAAGUUUGUGUCCAAAGGCACUCAGGCCAGAGACGAUAUUGCCACUGAGGCCUACGAGGAAGAGCUGGACAUGGGAAGAUCUGGCUCUUACCUAAACAACAGCAUCACUUCUGCCUGGAGCGAGCACAGCCUGGAUCCUGAGGAAAUACGGGAUGAGCUGAAGAAAUUAUACGCCCAGCUGGAAGUGUACAAACGCAAGAAGAUGUUAGCCAACAACCCUCAUUUGCAAAAGAAGAGGAACUCCAAGAAAGGCCUGGGUCGCUCACUGAUGAAACGGAUAACAGAGAUCCCAGAGACGAUGCACAUUCACCGACAGUGCAGCCGUGAAGAUGGCAGCGAACAUGGCAGCAACCGCAGCACCCUGAGGAGGAACCCCUUUGAUCCAAACCACCAUGGUAAAAUUCGUGAUGACUCCUUGAAGACUAAAGUGUUGGGUUUGAAGAAAUCACUCAGCUUUGACCACGUGUGUGACCAGGAUGAAGAAACUGGAAACCAGACUGGAUCUACAGCCGGAGAAAAAAUUACUCCUGUUGGAAGCUGUGGGGAAGGAUCUCUUUUGGGUUCUCUCAUUGGCCGCAAACAUGGUAAAAAGGCCCUGGAACCAGCUGCGACACCUCCUCGGCUGGAACCAGCAGAAUCCACAGAGUCUGUUCCUCUGUUCUGGAAAUCAGCCAGUGCCCACAACUUAACACAUGAGAAGAAGCCGGUCCAGCUGCGGACCUCCAUCAUGCAGAAGUCUCUAAGUGUGAUUUCUAGUGCGAAGGAGAAGAUGCCAGGCCUUUCCAGCAAGACACAGAGUGUAGAAGAUGCCACUAAAAAGGGCCACAAAGGCCAGGAGAGCAAGCCGCUGUCAGAAGUGGACGAGAUGCCUGAACACUACUCCAAGAUGAUCGUCAGCCAGUCAGUGGAGUACUCCAAGACACCCAUGAAGUUAGGCAUCAUGAAGCAACAGGUGAGCGGCAGCCAGCCGUCCAUUUGCUCAGAGACCAGGAGGAACCUGUACGAUGUGUCUGAGGUUUGUUCCUGGGAGCUGGAAGAACCUCAGAUGCCGUCUGAGGGAAAAACCCAGAAGCACGUUUCCAUUGCACCAGAAGAAAAUACAGCAGACAGGAGAGGCAGCAGCUCUGGAAUCAAAGGUCACCGGUCCCAGCAGAAACAGAAGACAGGACAGUCCCCUGCCAACCGGCAGCGCUCCAGAGAUAAAGGAGGUGAAAGGGAGGACGGGCGUGAAACAAGGAAAAUUCAGACCCCCAGGUCACCUCUCCCUCUGAAGCCAGACAUCUCCCCUUUGGAAUUUAACGAGCAGCCCAUGCUGGAAGAACAUUCACAUUCCAUCUCUCCGGACAGGAUCAGGCGUAAAAAAAGCGUCACACCCACUGAUGGGAAACCCAAGACACUCCACUCAGACCACUCCAGGUCCACAGGGAGCCUUUUGCAGCCUCCCUCAAUGAUGGUAGAGAUCUGUCCAUGGGAUUACACCAGCCCACCCUCACCCAAGCAGGAGAAGACCGGCCACAGCCCCACGCUGCACUCCAAGAAGAAACGAAAGGGCUCCUGCUCGUCCAACUCCAAGGAGAAGGAGAAAGGGAGGGAAAAAAGCAAAGAAAGGCGAAGCUCCUCCAGCAAGCCAUCAUCAGAGAGGAGGCGAGUUAGCCAGGCAUCGGAGCACGGCAGAUUGGUCUCUGAGCGACGAAAGAGCUCCACAAGGGAGCCCGAGGUGAUGGACAAAAAGAGGGAGGUGGAACCCUUACACACCGGCCCAGCUCAGACUAAAACCUCCCCAGAGAUUAAGCAAGAGAGCCAUUUGAGUACUAAUUUGAAACCCGCAGUCACCAGCAGUACAGAAAUGGCAGACGUUUGCCCCUGGGAUUUUCCAGACUCAGGGGAUGAAUGGUAACCAUCAGGGUGAUGGACGGAACUUUUUGUAUUCAGAACACAGAGCUCUAAUAAUGUCAAGAAGUCUGUGAACACAACAAAAAGUUUAAAAUGAAAGACGUAACCUUUUAUUUUUGGGGGUUCGUCUUAGUCUGUAAUUAAUUUCAUGAGAGGACUUUUCUCUGUUGUGUUCUGCAGCAGUCCAAUGUUUGCAAAAAUAACAAAACUCUCAUUGUCACACUGCAGGGCCAUCUACAUUAAAUUCACACAUAUUUUA
Thalassophryne amazonica is the source of this 4230-nucleotide messenger RNA. It is a transcript of the gene gpr158b, whose product is annotated as G protein-coupled receptor 158b. Lineage: Eukaryota; Metazoa; Chordata; Actinopteri; Batrachoidiformes; Batrachoididae. Gene Ontology annotation, cellular component: membrane. Gene Ontology annotation, molecular function: G protein-coupled receptor activity. The transcript has 13 exons. Bases 133 to 3975 code for a protein of 1280 amino acids. Gene Ontology annotation, biological process: G protein-coupled receptor signaling pathway. The record is from RefSeq and is a predicted model, not a curated record.